AUGUUUAGACUCAAAUCAAAAAGACUUUACUCCAUUAAAUUGGAGAAAAAUAUCGGUAAUUUUUUCAUUUUUUGGGCACUUUAACCCCUCUUUAUAUUGGAACAAUUUUUAUUAAGAAAAAUUUAUGGGUGAAAAUACUAAAUUUUUAUAAUAGAAAAAGUCCAUCGAAUAUUAUUUAAAAGUUUUCAUGCUGGAUCGAUUAAAUGUUUUGAAUUAAUUCUUUAUAAAAAUUAAUUAAUUUUAAUAAUUAAGCUUAAUUUAUAAUUUUUUAAAUAUUUUUUAGAAUUUUAAUAUAAUUUUUUGUAAAAAAAUUUGAUUGUUUUAGUUUAAAAGGGAGAGUUACUAAAAUUAUUGGCACUUUGGAUGAGGAUGCCUUAAUGUAUGAAGACAGUAUUAUUAGAGAAAUGAUUGAAUCUGGCAUAGACAUAGUCCGCAUUGAGCUCUUGCACCACAAUUACAAAUCAUACUCAGCUCUUAUAGACAGACUGUAUUCUGUAGCUGCAAGCAUGAACUCAAGCAUAGCUACUUUGCUCGAAAUCCCUGCAAAUAAUAGAACUCUUUGGGUUCCUUCUGAUUACACAGUCGAAAAAGACAGAGAGCUUACAAUUCUAGUCGGCAAAAGAGACGCCCAAGAAUACAAAGAAAGUGAAGACGAAGACGAAAAAAUCUUUAUCAGCAUCAAUGUCCUAGGGACUGACAUAAUGGAAGGCCAAACCAUCAUUUUUGGCGACGAGGUCAGUGGAGAAAUAGUGUCUGUCAAUCCUGACGAAAUUAAAGUCAUCAUAAAAAAUGAUGGAGUCAUUUAUAACAGGUCAAGAGUCUAUAUCAAUGGCUCUUGCAAAUACGCUAUGAAUUUUUCUGAAAUGCAAAUAAAACACCUUGAUUUCAUUGCACAGACCAACGCUGAUUUUAUCACCUUUGUUUUCUCAAACGAAAACUUUAAUGAAGAGUUAGCGUUUCUUCAAGAGAAGUUGAGAGGAAAAGAUAUCAAAAUUUUGUGUAAAAUUGAAAAACAGCUGGAAAGUGAAGUUCUUUAUGAGUUCAUUGAAAAAACUAAUGGAAUUGUGAUUGCAAGAUACCCUAUGGGAGCUGAAAUGCCAAUAGAGCGAAUUUGUACUUAUCAAAAAGAAGUGAUUGCAGCAUGCCGACAAAGAGCAAAACCAGUUUUAAUCAGCGGCCAUGUGCUAGGGAGCUUAAGAAAUCUUCCAUAUCCAUUAAGAGCAGAUGCUUGUGACGUUUAUAAUGGAGUAAUUGAUGGUAUUGAUGGAUUUGUGGUCUGCUCAGAAAUACUUCAAGAAGAUAACUGAAGAAAUACCUUGGAAAUGCUCACCAAUAUUUUGGCUACCGCAGAAUCUUCAAUUGAGUACCGGUCUGCGUUCCAAAAAAUCUGGAUUGCAAGCAUAAAGCCAAGUAUUGCAGAAUCGAUUGCAUCAAGUGCGAUUAAAACUUGUAUUGAGCUGGAAGCGAAUUAUAUUUUAUGCUUAUUCCCUCCCAUCCUUAAUCGAACGAUGGAGAGCCAUUCGAUCAAGGAUGGGAGUUAAAAAAAAAUUUUUGGGAAAAAAAAUUUAUAUAUAAAAUAAAAAAUAUAUAUAUAUAUAUUUUUUAUUUACUUUUAAAUAAGAGGGUUAAGAGUAUUUAAUAAUUAUUUUUACAGCAAAAAAAUUGAAUUAAUUUCAUAAAAAUACCAAAUUUUUAAUAUUUUAAUUUAUUAGUUACCCCUUUAAACUGUAUAAAUUUUAAUUUGUUCCUUUUGAAUUAAAAAAUUUUAAAUUUUAAAGAAUCUCAAUUUUUUAGAUUAUUGAGUUUUUAAGCCUAGGUUGUUACUAAAUCACUUCGAAUGGUUGAUUCCUAGCUUUCUGUUGUCUCAAAGCUCUGAAAGCAACUUCAUUAGGUACAUCUUCCCAAGCUUUUGAUAACUAAUAUAUUUUUUUAUAUAUAAAAAUUUGCAUGAUAUGAAAAUCGUUCGAUCAAGGAUGGGGGUUAAUUUCCCAAUUUUUAGGAAUUUUUUACAGUCAAUCGUUCGAUCAAGGAUGAGGGGGGGAGUUAGCAGAGCAUGGGAGAGCUCCAAGACUGCUAUCAAAAUAUAAGCCACCUGUUCCUAUUAUUACGAUUUCUAGCUUAAUUAAGACAGUUCAGCAGAGCUUGAUCCAUAGAGGGACAGUUCCAAUUCUUGGGGAAAAAUUGGACUAUAAGCAAGCUUUAACAAAUGCUGUUGAAAUGAUCAGGGCUAACACUGAUCGCAAUUGCACUGUGGUAGUAGUGACUGAGCUUUUGGACUCUGCUAAACACUUUAACGAACAAAUGGGCGUUCUUACAAUUGAGCAAUAA
Blepharisma stoltei is the source of this 2328-nucleotide messenger RNA. NCBI's taxonomy places the organism in Eukaryota, Ciliophora, Heterotrichea, Heterotrichida, Blepharismidae. The record is from the annotation of a GenBank genome assembly.